AUGUGCGAGCCCAGCUCGAGCUCUGCCGGCGAGCCGGACUCUCGCGUGAACAACACGGGCCGGCAAAUGUACGAGCAAGGGACUUUCUGCGAUGCUGUACGUGUGAACCACAGCAGGGAUCUCGCCAGCUGCAGCGAGCUCAGCUGUACCGCGCUCAAGAGUGGCCACCACGUGACACUCCGCCCUCUCCCCUACCACUCCUACCACUCCUACCACUCCUACCACUCCUACCACUCCUACCACUCCUACCACUCCUACCGCUCCUACCACUCCUACCACUCCUACCACUCCUACCACUCCUACCACUCCUACCACUCCUACCACUCCUACCACUCCUACCACUCCUACCACUCCUACCACUCCUACCACUCCUACCACUCCCACCACUCCUACCACUCCUACCACUCCUACCACUCCUACCACUCCUACCACUCCUACCACUCCCACCACUCCCACCACUCCUACCACUCCUACCACUCCUACCACUCCUACCACUCCUACCACUCCUACCACUCCUACCACUCCCACCACUCCUACCACUCCUACCACUCCUACCACUCAUACCACUCCUACCACUCCUACCACUCCUACCACUCCUACCACCCAGGCGGCGGAGAAGGCAAAACAGUUUGGCGCACAAUGUGCAAGAGACACGGCCCCGGCUGA
Molecule: messenger RNA, 666 nt
Organism: Bacillus rossius redtenbacheri
Lineage: Eukaryota; Metazoa; Arthropoda; Insecta; Phasmatodea; Bacillidae
Product: histidine-rich glycoprotein-like
Exons: 5
Coding region: 1-666 (221 amino acids)
Source: RefSeq, a predicted model, not a curated record